This is a messenger RNA of Trematomus bernacchii (emerald rockcod), 2296 nucleotides long. RefSeq names its product dynein axonemal assembly factor 1 (gene dnaaf1). The record is from RefSeq and is a predicted model, not a curated record. The transcript has 2 exons. NCBI's taxonomy places the organism in Eukaryota, Metazoa, Chordata, Actinopteri, Perciformes, Nototheniidae. Gene Ontology annotation, molecular function: protein binding. Bases 52 to 2076 code for a protein of 674 amino acids.
GAUUUGAUAUAACUUUUUGGAGGAGUCCACUCCUGAAGUCCAGGAAAAAAGAUGGGAGAUGAAAUGGAUCACAAGAUGAAAGAUGAAGAAGUCAAGGAAAAUAUGGAAGAUGCCAAAAUAACGUCUGUUAUAAAAGACACGUUUGAUGACAAGAUAACAUAUGAAGAAAUCAAGGAAAAAAUGGGAGAUGAAGUGGAGGACAAGAUAAAAUAUGAAGAAGUCCAGGAAAAGAUGGGAGAUGAAGUGGAGGACAAGAUAAAAUAUGAAGAAGUCCAGGUAAAGAUGGGACAUGAAGUGGAGGACAAGAUAACAUAUGAAGAAGUCCAGGUAAAGAUGGGACAUGAAGUGGAGGACAAGAUAACAUAUGAAGAAGUCCAGGAAAAGAUGGGACAUGAAGUGAAGGACAAGAUAACAUAUGAAGAAGUCCAGGUAAAUAUGGGAGAUGCCAAAAUAACCUCUGUUAUAAAAGACACGUUUGAUGACAAGAUAAAAGAUGAAGGACUCAAGGAAAACAAAGAAAACCAGGAACCUCAGGAGGAAAUGAAGAAACAGCAAUGGCCACGCAUGACCAAGAAGUUCCUGAGAGACCACUGUAAGCAGCUCAAACUCUACUGCACACCUCACCUGAAUGACACCCUGUACCUGCACUACAAAGGCUUCUCCACCAUCGAGAACCUGGAGGAGUACACAGGUCUGAAGUGUCUCUGGCUGGAGAGCAAUGGGCUUCACCGCAUCCAGAACCUGGACGCCCAGGCAGACCUGCGCUGCUUGUUCCUCCACCAGAACAUCCUAGAAAAGCUGGAGAACCUUGACCCUCUGGUGAAGCUCUGCACCCUGAAUGUCUCCAACAACUUCAUAAGCACCAUAGAGAACCUCUCCUGCCUCCCUGAGCUGAGCACUCUGCAGAUAGCCCAUAAUAAGCUGGAGACCGCGGAGGACAUCGAGCAUCUGAGACAGUGUUGUGCAAUCAGUGUGCUGGACUUGUCCCACAAUCUGCUCCAGGACCCUGAGAUCCUGCUGGUGCUCGAGGCCAUGCCAGAACUCAGAGUGCUGGAUCUGAUAGGAAACGAGGUGGUGAGAAGAAUCCCAAACUACAGGAAGACCAUGAUCGUGCGUCUGAAGCAGCUCACCUUCCUGGAUGAGCGCCCCGUGUUCCCCAAAGACAGGGCCUGUGCAGAGGCCUGGGCUGUGGGGGGGGUGGAAGGGGAGAGUAAAGAGAGGGAGCAGUGGGAGACACGGGAGAGGAGGAAGAUGCAGGACAGCUUCGAUGCCAUGACAGAGAUCAGAGACAGGGCUCUGGAGAGAAAACGCCUGCGAGAGCUGAAGGAGAAAGGGUUGACUGAGGGUUCCACCUCUCCAGAGACUAGUGAGGAUAAUGAAACCCAGGUUGUGACUCCAUCAAAAGAAGGGCUGAUCGAGUCAUUUGUGCAGGACUGCCUGGAUGUUCACGAAGAGUUCUUGCAGAGUGAAUCCACACAGGGGUCCGAUGUACAUCAGCCAAACUGUGAACAUCUGGAAGAAGUUGAAGGUCUACAGAGGGAGAAGUUAGAGGAAGAUGACCUGGAUAAAUCUGUGACGGAAGAGAAAGAGAAUCCAGAGCAGGAAAACAUGAUUGAGCAGUUUGGAGAGAAGCAGCUGUCUCCGGUUGAAGAUGCUCUACCACCACAUGGUCCAGGACCGCUGGUUACAGAGCUGGAGGAUGACGAGCAGCUGGAGACCAUUCACCUUCGUCUGCAGCGCUCACUGCGCAUCGACGACCUGCCUGACCUGGAGGACGUGGACACAGAGGACUACACUGCGAUGUUCUCAUCUCAGCAAGCUUACAGACCUAAGAUAGAAGUCGUAUCAGGAAGCAGUGAGGAGGAGGAAUCCACGGAGAGCGACAGCGAUAACGGCCCCAGCUUCGGUCAGGAUGAAAUGGCAUCGUUCUUAAAGAGCGGAUCCUCUGAGGUCUCCAACAGUUCCUAUGCUUUAGUGUAUCCAGGAGAUGGGGCAAUACAUUCUGAGCCAGUGCUGAAGAUCAAACCAAAGCAAAUCCCCUCUCCACCUCGCUGCCUGAUUGAGGAGCUGGAAUGAUGCUAAUGAUGAUGCUACGUAUGCUAAUAAGCCGAGUGAGACCAAAAAGAGCCCAAUCAGGGCACAGUUUUAACUUUAAGAAUCAAUAUUUAGCUGUUGUUGUAUUUAAUGUGAUUCAUUGUCUCGCUUAUUUUUGUUUAAACAUUUCAAAGACAGUUUGUUCCUACGGUUGUUAAUUGUAUCGCUGUGAACACAGAAUAAAGUUUACAUUAUUAAACGU